Saccostrea echinata is the source of this 1743-nucleotide messenger RNA. RefSeq lists its product as uncharacterized. NCBI's taxonomy places the organism in Eukaryota, Metazoa, Mollusca, Bivalvia, Ostreida, Ostreidae. The transcript is spliced from 8 exons. The coding region runs from base 1 to 1743 and encodes 580 amino acids. The record is from RefSeq and is a predicted model, not a curated record.
AUGAGGCUCGUGGUGCCGGUGGUACUUUUACUGCUGGGAUUCGCAUCAGUUUUGGGUUAUGGCAAAGGACCAAGAAAGGGGAGUUUUCUCCCUCCGGCCUACUCCCCCGUUGGAUUUAUGAAGCCCCCGUUUGUCCCUUUUCCUGGACCAUUUAUUACCAAACUGAAGCCCAUUCACGUCAAAACAACAGUCACCUUCCCCAACGGCUUCACGAGGGUGAUUUUUCCGAAUAGAGGAGGGAACUUCAUACCUUACGGUGGGGCACCUCUACCUGAACCUAUUCCGGUGUUUCCAAUAGCCACGAGCGUGGUGCGUCCCAACAUGGUCAAUACAGGUUUUCCUGUACAAAAAGUCAUUAAACACAGCAACCCCAAACCCGCACCUGUAAAACCAAUCAUUGGAAAAACGGAAACGGCCAAACCAAUUGAAGAAGUCGGAAAACCAGUAUUUGGUGGGACGUUUGUUGUAAACAUUGAUAGAACCAAAGAUUUCCGUCCCCCUCCAAUACGAAGUGUGCAUUUUGAAAGUUUUGAAGUUCCCGUGAAUCCUGGUCCUCUACCCGCAAUUCGAAGCCCACCACCCCCAGAACUCCCGCCCCCUCAGCAAGUUUGGCGCAUAGGAAACUCUGUAGACCACCGACCUAGGAAUUUUUUCAGACAGAACUUCAAUAAUAUCGAAAGAAGAUUUAAUUUAGUACCAAGAAUAAACAUAGACGUCCAACAGCCUGUACGGGAAUUCCGACCGGUACAACCAGUCUCUCCUCCUAUACAAGAGAACUUGCCGCGACCACCACGUUUAGAUCCGCCAAGGAUAACGGUGGAGAAUGUUGUCCCGCCAGCUCCUGUUGAGAAAAUUCAACCACUUCCGGUGAUACCGAUCCAGACUUCUCAUCCUGUUGACCCACCAUUACUUCCGCCGGAACCAGUUCUUCCUCCCGCUCCCCAGCCGGACCUCCCUCUAGUUCCAAUAGCAGAAAUUAAACAGGGACCUGUAGAUCAACAGGGACCGACCCGAGGGGAUGUUCCUAAUAUAGGCCUAGUUUCUCCAGUGCCCGGGGAUCAGGGUAAUGUCAUAAUGGAUUUUAAAGAGGCAAAUACUGGGAAAAGCAACGUUGACGUCAUAAGCAACGAAUUCUCCGACGCUGGUGGCGUUAGAGCCACAAAAAUAGACAUCAAUCAAGCUAACGGGGCAAAAAUAAUCAGUGACCCAAGCCCUGCGAUAAAUGUUGGCCCUGGCCCUGCUCAGCUGAUCGACGCUAGUGUUGGUUCUGACUUUGUCGACAAUACCCGUAUGAUAGCAGCAGACAAUGGCGUAUUUUCGAAUGAUCUAACAAUGGCUGCCUCUGCUAUCUCUGGCCAUGGUCAGUUUAUUGGAGCGGACAAUAGCUUUGAUCAUGUAGAUAGUAUCAACAUAAAUAUCGACCCCAGUCUCGGUCUCGAUUUCGGUCCCCCUAUUGAUCCAGUUGUUGGUCACUCUGAUGUGUCGUCCCAGUUCAACUCCAAGAAUGCAUUUGGACAAUCUUUUGAUGGGAAAGGUAUUGAUAACAGUCUUACCUUCGGUAAUAAAAUGUCUGAUUUUGAAGCAACAUCAAACUUUGUUGAACCUGUACCAAUACGUCUAGCAGAAGCUUCUUUUGACAAUGCAGCCAUGUCUUCUAAAACUUCUAAAUCGAGUGGAUUUGACCACAGUCAUAUCAUCAAACGAACAACUACAAUCAAAAGAACCUCAACGAAAUCCAUAUGA